GGAGGAUGAGAAUUAGAUCUGUUCGUAAAGCUCCCUGACGUUGCAGUCGUCUUUCCUUCCUGGGUACUUGAACAAGUUCUGGCUGGAGCCAGAGCAGCAUCGGGGAGAGGACCUGGUGAGGAGUGACCACUCAAGUGGAGUGAUCGUGCGGAGGGAUUGAUCGUUUGCGCAUCGUGUAGCACGCGGUGCUGGGCGUGCUUUGAUUUCUGCAGGUUUGAAUCGCUCUUAAGAUGGCGUUUCCUAGGGGGAGGCAAGAGCCUCGCCGGAGCUCAUCUUUCUACAUCAUCUCUGGAGCCGUAUUUGUCGCUGCUUUACUAAUUGGUGUCUGGGUUUAUUCCAGUCCGGCACCCGUCCGUGAAGAAUCAAGAGUUUCUAGUGCUACCUCGAAAGAUGCUUCAUCUUCUUUUGAUGAGUCAGCGAGCGAUAACACAGUUGUAGACGAGUCUCCGAAUACUUCCAAAUCUGAUGAGGCGCUGGAUGAGCCUGCUGAUAAAGAAACCCUGACCACAGGGACUACUGAAACCACUUCUAAUGAGUCUGAUGCUUCACAAGGCAAUGAGUCUGAUGAGGAGAAGGAAGCGUCGGAAGACACACCCUCUGAUGAUGCGACCUCCACUACCACAGACAGUGCUUCACCUGUUUCAGAAGAGGAGAAGAUCAUCGAAGAUCAGCAAGAUCAGGCGACAACACCUGCUGUUAUUGAGUCAGAAGUGGGUAAGAAUCACGAUGAGAAGUUCAAGUGGAAGCUGUGCGAUUGGGAGAGUUCUCAGGACUACAUUCCUUGUUUAGAUAACAAGAAAUGGCUCGACACGCACAGACGCCACAAGCACUACGAGCACAGGGAGCGACAUUGUCCAUCGGAAGAAGAGUUGCCCAAGUGCUUGGUUCCCAUCCCAGCUGGUUACAAGCCUCAUGUCAAGUGGCCUGAGAGCAGGGAUCAAAUUUGGUAUAACAAUGUACCUCACACUGGUCUUGUUUCCUACAAGGCAGAUCAACAGUGGGUGAAGAAAGCUGGUGACAAGUUGGUUUUUCCAGGUGGUGGUACCCAGUUCAUGCAGGGUGCAGGACACUACAUUGACUUUGUCCAGAAGAUAUAUCCAGCUAUUGAGUGGGGAAAGCAUACACGGGUUUUGUUGGACGUCGGAUGCGGAGUGGCUAGUUUCGGGGGCUAUUUGUAUGAUAGGAACGUACUUGCAAUGUCCUUCGCGCCGAAGGAUGAGCAUGAGGCUCAAGUGCAGUUUGCUCUGGAAAGAGGAAUUCCAGCAUUUUCAUCAGUCAUGGGGACUCAACGCCUUGUGUUUCCCAGCAAUUCUUUCGAUGGUGUGCAUUGCGCUCGCUGCCGUGUCCCUUGGCAUGUUGAUGGCGGUUUGCUAUUGCUGGAGUUGAACAGGGUCUUGAGGCCUGGAGGCCUAUUUUUAUGGUCUGCUACCCCUGUUUACCAGGACCUGGAAGAGGACGUACAAAUCUGGAAAGAAACCACGGCUUUGGCGAAAGAUAUGGGCUGGGAGAUGGUUGCCAAGGAAUUCGACGAGGUGUCUAGAGUUGGUGUAGCAAUUUUUAAGAAACCUGAAAAUAACACUGCGUACGAAAAGCGAGAAGGCGACGUGCCCGAAAUUUGUCCUGAAGAUAACAAGCCCAAUGCUGCUUGGUAUGUUAAUAUGACUACAUGUCUGCACAAGAUUCCUGACACCAAGCGCACUGAAUGGCCCGAAGAGUGGCCUCUGCGAGUGAAGGUUGCUCCUAAAUGGUUGAGUGAGAAGGACACUGGUAUAUAUGGGAAGGCCGCCCCUGAAGAUUUCCGUGUGGAUACUGAGCACUGGAAUAAUGUUGUCAAUAAGACAUACUUGACUGGUCUUGGGAUGGAUUGGACCACUAUCAGGAAUGUGAUGGACAUGAGGGCCGGUUAUGGAGGAUUUGCUGCUGCUCUCAUUGACCAACCAGUGUGGGUACUGAACGUUAUCCCCUCCGAUGAGCCAGACACUCUACCUAUCGUAUAUGACCGAGGUCUGAUUGGAAUGUACCAUGAUUGGUGUGAACCGCACAGCACUUAUCCUAGGACUUAUGAUCUUCUCCAUGCGAAUCACGUCGUCAGCUCAGUUGAAAGCAGGUGUGGCGUCGUAAACCUGGUCAUGGAGAUGGAUCGCAUUUUGCGGCCGGAUGGUUGGGCUAUUUUCCGGGACAAAAAGGAGACUUUGGCUAAGGUAGCUGAGAUUGUUAAGUCACUUCACUGGGAUGUGACCUUGACCUUCAACAAGGAGAAUGAAGAGCUCCUUGCAGUCCAGAAGAGAUUUUGGAGACCAGAAGCAUCGUCAUAAUUGUGUCAACCUUAGUGUGCAGCAAAUUCAGAAGUUGUGAAGUUACGUAUUCUCAGACUGUAGGGUUUAGGUUAGAGCAACUAGACUAGAAAAUCAUAUGGAGAUUCUGUCUUUUACAACUGUAUUUCCACGUUGUCCCAUUUAUUCUGUUGACAACUUGAUUCCAAAAUCAUUUGUAACGACUCGUUGCAUAGUUCUGCGUUCCCACAUUCCUUCCGAGAGGAAUCAGAAAUCGUGCGUCAUGGGCCUUGAUCAUCCUGCAGAUCGGCUGGGGCCGCACCCUCACUCUCUAAAGCUUUCAAAUUGAUAAGUUUUUUGAAAGAGCUUUUGAGAGAGAAAAUUAUAGCCCUGCGGUUGUAACUCAUUCCCUCAGCAUAAUACAACACUGGACACAACCUUUCUCAA
Molecule: messenger RNA, 2720 nt
Organism: Physcomitrium patens
Lineage: Eukaryota; Viridiplantae; Streptophyta; Bryopsida; Funariales; Funariaceae
Product: putative methyltransferase PMT23
Cellular component (GO): endosome; cytoplasm; trans-Golgi network
Molecular function (GO): methyltransferase activity
Source: RefSeq, a predicted model, not a curated record